Hyalella azteca is the source of this 4950-nucleotide messenger RNA. RefSeq lists its product as uncharacterized. Gene Ontology annotation, molecular function: transcription cis-regulatory region binding; metal ion binding. The transcript is spliced from 15 exons. NCBI's taxonomy places the organism in Eukaryota, Metazoa, Arthropoda, Malacostraca, Amphipoda, Hyalellidae. The coding region runs from base 311 to 3181 and encodes 956 amino acids. The record is from RefSeq and is a predicted model, not a curated record. Gene Ontology annotation, biological process: positive regulation of transcription by RNA polymerase II.
UGACGAGUCGUCUAGGGAUUCGGACACGGGUUCUACUCGAUUCAUUCAAAGUGUCGCCAUAUUGCGACAAGCGUCUCGUGAGUCUAUACUUGCUAUCUUGGGGUGAAAUAUUCACUCCCAAGAACCUAUUUUUUUGAAACUCUACCGUUAAUUGCUAAAAACGUUAUCAAAGUAUUGAUAGUAUUAAGACUAUCAAUUUUUUUCUUGAGUUGGUAUCAUAAUGGCUUGCUGAACAAGAUGUGUCGCAUUGGGAAAAUCGUUACUCCGCUGGAGGUUACUUCUUUAUUUGUUUGUACGGUUGACGGUCCGUAUGGACCAAACCACGAGCUCGGCUGCCAUGGACUCUCGCAAACCUGUUGUGCGAUCUGCCCAGCUGGGUUCUAAAUUACCUAAUCAAGACUCUUCUCGAGAAUUGUGCAAGCGGUCAAAUGGAGGUGGUCGUCGGCAGCAGCGUGAUUGGGAGCGUGACAGCCUGGUGGCUACUGGCAUUGGUGGGGGCUGUGGAGGAGGUGGUCGGGGGAAGUGCAAUGGCUGGCCAAACAAGCCAGGUUAUGGACGUCCCUCUAACAAGACCAACCGUAUCAAAGAGAAGGAGGGUGGACAGGUAAAACUUCAGGGAUGGAGGUCAUCUGACCACUAUGAUGAUGAAGAGUACUACGAGAGCUCUGGGCGACAGCUCACCCACCAAGCACAGGGUGGUGGGUUCACCAGGUCACGCCAUGCCAGGGAUAUCACCCACACAUUGCACUGGGACUCAUACGGGGGGCAGCAGGCGAGCAAGAGGAACUAUAAGACAAAGCUGCAUCAAAGCUCUGGAGCUCUGUUCCAGAAUCGCACCAAAGAGCGCUUCCUUCAAGCUAGAUGCCAGUUUCUGGUGAACUACAAGAUGGAGGCUAAGGCCGUUGCAAGUGCAGCCUUGCCCGUUGGGUUCACACCUCCUGCAUCAGCCUCUACUCCAGCUGCAGGUAUUGGUGCAUCUGGGGAGGCGCGAUGCUCUGAGACUGACAUGGAAAAGACUUCUACAGCUCUGGUCACUGCUGCUCUGAGUGACCCCGACACUCUGGUGUCGUGGGGCGCCAUAGAGGAAGUGAGGCUGCACAUGACGCAGCCAACCAACUGUCCUGUGUGUCUCUACGAGCCUGUGGCCCCUAAGGUGACGCGGUGCGGUCACAUCUACUGCUAUCCCUGCAUCCUGCAUUACUUGGCGCUCUCCGACAAGAAGUGGCGGUCCUGCCCCAUCUGCUACGAGAUGGUCGUCAGGGAGGACCUCAAGAGUGUGGUGUGCGUGGUUCACCCUGACUACGGCGUUGGCACGAGCAUCGAGAUGCGCCUCAUGCGUAAGCAUAAACAGAGCGCCGUGCCUGAGCCUGUGCAUUGUGUGCCCCCUGACACCGCUCUCUCGCAGCAGCGCGCCCGCAGGACCCUCCAGGCUACUCCUGCUAAGGUUCUGGAAAUUCUUGCACGAGAACGCACGGCACUUGAAGUGCAGAUGGUGGCGGAAGGUUCGGAGCCUGAGGCUUGUUUCAUUGAACAAGCCCUUGCGCUCAUUGCUGAGCGCGAGCUGAGCAUGCCCGACUUUGGUUUUGAAGAACAGGAUCAACUUGCUAGGAACAUGAGCCACUUGGAUCUACACAAUACCAUAAAUGAAGUAAUUGAAAAUUCCUCUCCAUGCACUGCUAAAGAUGAAGAAAACGUGUCGUACCGACACGAGGAUGGUGUUAUUACAUCUGAUGGAAAUCUGAAAAAGUUAAACGUGCACUACGCGUCUUCCCCUGUGGAAAAUAUUCAUCAGUGUGAGCCUCAAGGAAAGGAGGGCCGUCAUCGUUCAUCUUCUGGUUCCAGCUCUGUGCCAUCAGCGUCGAGUGAUGAUCCAGCUUCCGUCUUGGGUCCUGGUGUGACAUCCAUCACCUCUGCUGACAGCCCAAAAUUCGACAUUGCGCGCAGUAGAAACAAUUCUGACGACACGUCUUCCGUGUCUUCUUCUGCCUCCAAUGAACUUGUCUUUGGAGAAAUCAGCAGGGAAAUUGACAAUGUGGGCCUCGUUUCUGACAUUGCUGAUGGAGGUUCUGUAGCUGAAUUGCCGUGUGAUUUCAUCGCUAACAAUAUUGCAGCCGAGAGCCUUCAUUUUGAAUUGGAAGAUGAUGUUCCUGAAACGAACCAAACUGUGAAGAAGAAAGAGGAUGCCAAUGCCCCCAAAUUGGUACAGUAUUUCUACCAAGCUUCUGACGGCAGCCACGUUUAUCUAAACCAUCUGAACAUGAGGAUGCUCACCAGCGAGUAUGGUGGAGUAGAGGGCUGCCCUCCAACCAUCAGGGCAAAAAUACUUGAAAAGGAAUAUGGACUUGUCGACGAAGAUGUUCGCAAACGCAUCAAGUUCUUGGGUCACUUGCCGCUGUGCUGCUCCUACGAACUCGUCGAGCUCGACCUCCACCCUCCAUUGGUGUCCCAAGAAACUCUGCGCCAAUUUAGGUGUUCGCUACACCGGCGAGAGGUAGCCCGCGAUCUUCGUGCUAAACAAGAGCAGCAAAUUGAGCUCAGAAAUCGUCUGCUGGAGGAGAAAGAACUCGAAGGUCGUCGCUUCUUGCUUCGUAAGAGCGCCUUCACGAGCGCCAGUGUAGCCGAUGGUGUCAGGGGAGACGGCGGUGGUGGAGGAGUUGGGGAGUUCACUGAGGAGGACUAUCCCUUGAUGAGCACCUCUUCCAGCACUGGAGGUCGGUCUCAACGUCAGUCCGUGUCCUCCGAUGGCCGGUCCUCCCCUGGUCUGGCCACCAGUCCCGUCAACUCGACCUCGCUGCCCGACCGCCGAGGCAAACCUGUGCCGCCGAAACAAGCGCAGCAGCAACAGCUCACUUUUGCUAAGAUGUUGACCACCCAGAGCUCGUCUGGCCCCCAGCAGGCUUGGCCCUCGAUGGGAGAGAUAUCAGCGCCUGCGUGGCCAAGGGCGGCUCGAGCUGCAGCGCCGACUGGCGGAGGCAUCUCUCGCAGUGGCGGCGUUCAUGAAGAUGAGGAUGACGUAAGUCGCUUCGUCGCCCCCGACUACAGCCAGACGUACUCCAUGGGGUUUGAUGCUAUACUAAGUAACGCGCUCAGCUCCAGCCCCUCUGCAGGCCAGGGCACCAAGAAAAACAAGAAAGGCAAGAAGAAGUCGAAGCCCGUGUUGCUCUUCGCUUCGGGGUACUGAACUACCAGCCAACUGCUUCCUGAUCAUGCAGCUUCAUCUGGCCACUUGAACUAUCGAAGCUCAGCAUCGAGCAAAUGUAUUGCAGCCGUUUUAAUGCAAAACAAUUAGAGCGCUAUCAGAUGCUUCACCGUAACUCAUACGUUAGCAGAUUUGAGUUAAAAUUUUACUAUCGGCUACCUCGCAAUUAAUUGGAAGAGCUGUGGUUCAUGCCAAAGGCAUUUCUUCUCGAGGAUGUGAUAUGAUGAACAUGAUGAAAAUAUACCAGCAACAAUUCCAUGUUGUCGAUGCGGAUAAUGUGAUUUGGAUCACUCAUAAUUUAGAUACUGAAUGAACACCAUAGAGUUUUAGCCCUGUAUAUAUGACCGUAAUAAUUAUCAAAUGUUUAAAGUCCGAUUUAGAAACGGGAUUCUUUUUAUUUAACAUCAAGAAAAUAAAGCAAAAUUUUGUGGGCUAAAGAGAAAGAGGGAGAGACGCAAGUAUGUGCAUUCUGCAAGCUUGUCGUAUCAAUUCCUUAUCCAUAAUGCAGAGGUCGUCGAACUUUGAGCUGGGGGACGAAGUACUAUGAUAGUAACUACACGGUGACAACUAGUUCAGUUAAUGCCAAGGGAAAACUCGCAAGAAAACGGUUCCAAAGACAAACCUGAAAUGGGUUAGGAAAUGUGUACAUGCGGAUUAAUCUAAGUUCAUGCGAGAACUAGAGUAUCCUCACUAUCUAAAUCUAAUCCCUGCAAUGGAGGAAGCGAUGCUUUCUUUAUUUCGAGCUAAAAUGUUAGAUAAUGAAGAAAUUGUUACUCAAUCUGUUUUCGCUUGAAGUAUUUACUAUGUCCGACGAAGUAAAUUAAAAUUGACCAUCACUGUUUAUUAAGCGUUAAGCGAAGUUACAGCGAUUUCUCGGCAGGUAAUCUGGCUUGUUCAGUCAUCAGCAUAGAGUGGUUCAGUUCAUAAAGUUUCGUGGUCCAUUCGUAUUAUUCACGGAUAUUCUUGUGCUGGGUUUUCUCAAUGGAACUACUUGCUUGAAAACGUUAAAUAGUAUUUAAUUCAUACCGUCGAUAGAGAAUGACCCAAUUCUGACAUGGGGAGGUUUCAUGAGAAGUUUUCACACAACUGCUUGCGUUAUUUAACUUGUUCACGACAACAUCCCUGUGUUUAUUUGAGACGUCAUAUAAGAUUCUCGGAAGUAUUAUUUACACAGUUUGCUAAAAACUUGCUUUCAGUUUACUCGUAUGUUAUUUUAGUCAGUCGCUGAAUUAGUUUUCAUGUAUUGAAGCGUCCUUGGUUUAAAGGUUACAUUUACUUUGGAAUGUAUGUUAUUACCUUUAUUAAUAUGGCAUCGUAAGCUAGCUGUUGGUUUUUGUUAACGUAUUGAAAGUUUGUGGACACCCACCACGUUUUUUAUAUAUGCUACGAAUGCCUUGAGAUGAAUAAUUUGAGGAAUGUUAUGCCUUCAUUUGGUUCAGUAAUCCUCUACCUUGUAUAAUUUAAGGUUUUAAAAUUCUGACUAACGGCAUUAUCUUGCUGAUUGCAUGUUACAUCUUUGGCUUUUUUUUUUCUUUUACAGUUUAUCAGUUACAAGUGUACCUUUGCCCGAAUGCUCGGUAUUAAGUUAUUAAUUCCCGUUAGCUUGAUGAUUCGUGUGUGAGAAAACACCAACGAUGGGCACGGUGUCCGGAAUUGAGUUAGUUUGUUUUACGCGCCGCGUUAAUUUUUUAUGUAUUUUUUGAGUUGGAUCGUCGGCGAGUGUAUACCCGGAAAUAAACUGUUGUAUUUUA